This is a messenger RNA of Macrosteles quadrilineatus (aster leafhopper), 995 nucleotides long. RefSeq lists its product as uncharacterized. The record is from RefSeq and is a predicted model, not a curated record. NCBI's taxonomy places the organism in Eukaryota, Metazoa, Arthropoda, Insecta, Hemiptera, Cicadellidae. The coding region runs from base 97 to 936 and encodes 279 amino acids. The transcript is spliced from 6 exons. Gene Ontology annotation, molecular function: nucleic acid binding; zinc ion binding.
GUUACAAAAGCUGAUUAACUAUUGUCAAGAAAUAGUAAAUUUCAUUGUGUAAAUUUAAAGUCAUAUUUUUCAGAACGAUUUUAGAAAACUAUCAAGAUGCAGGUGUCGCAAGAAACUGAGUUUCCUUAUUCCAUGUACAUCAGUUCUCAAGAGGAAGAGGGAAGAAAGGAGCUUGCCGCUAGACCGGUGAAAAAGGAGGCUUUGAUAAGGGCCAUGGGAGAAAUAGGGAUGGCAGGAGAGUGGAGAAUCACCCAAACUAGCUGUGGACUCAUCGUCAGCUUCAUGAGGGACGAAGACCUUCUCAACUUCCAGGAGGUGGAUGUAGGGAAUGUUCUGGGAGUAGAGGCUACUGGGUACUCUUUCUCUUCCUUGGACACUUACAGACAGAAAGUCCUGAUAAAAGACUUGCCACUGCUAAUCAGCUCAAGAGAGGUGGAGAGCGCAUUAAAUAGACAAGGGGUGUUCCCUCUAUCUACUGUGAGGACUAGACAAGGGAACAUUAUGGUGGAGCUAGGUGAUGCUAGUUACCUGAUGGCAUUACUGCGAGAUGGUUUUGACUUCUACGGAACAGCCAAGUUUGCUUGCAUCCCCGUACCAACUUUGCCACCCCCGCCUACAACUAUAGCCCCACAAUGGGACAUGGUCCUGCCAGCCCCACCUCCACCACGGGAUAGUGUGGUUCAGUGCUUCAAAUGUCAGGGGUUCUGGCACUUUGCAGCGCAGUGUCCCGGCCCCCAGAGGUGUGUCCGGUGUGGAGACGGCCAUCCAGUGUCUGAAUGUUCCCGUCCCAGGAAUGACCCCAUCUGUGUCCACUGCUCUGGCAACCAUCACGCAGCAUACAAGCUCUGUCCUGUCAGGCUCCAGAUGAAGACUUAUGUUCCUCUACCUCAGGUGUACUUCCCUGCCUACCUCCCACACCCGGGCUACCCUCAGUGACCUCCCUCAUGUGUUGUCCUGUCUUGAUUAAAUUUUGUGUCGUUUUGUCGGAGAUUGUA